Messenger RNA from Klebsormidium nitens, 844 nucleotides. Lineage: Eukaryota; Viridiplantae; Streptophyta; Klebsormidiophyceae; Klebsormidiales; Klebsormidiaceae. The record is from the annotation of a GenBank genome assembly.
AUGGUCACGACUCACGACUCACAGCUGCAAGUACAGAAGAGCACCGCUAAGAAGAAAGCUGAGCGGCCUUCAGCGAGCGCAGGAGAACGCUCUGGAUUGGGUGUUGGUCAUGAGGGUGCUCAGAGUAGCAGGCGAGAGAACAAUGAAGGGCAGGAAAGAGUGGAUUUGAAGGCUGGAGCGGAGGGAGCAGCGAGGGAGCCUGAGGGUGCGGAAGAAGAGCCGGUGGCAAAGUCAGGGAAGCGGAAGGCUGGUGAUGAGAUUGACUCUAUCUUUGGAACCGCAAAGAAGAAGGGCGCGGCCGCUGGGGACGAAAAGGGAGUUAGUAUACCAGGUAGUAAAGUGAAGACCAGCAGUAAAUCGAAGAGUAAACUAGGAGGGGGCAAAGAAAAGCAAAAACUAGGUCAGAAGCCAAAGGCUGUGAAAGUGCCGGGUGCAAGGAAAAGGACGAAUGACGGGCUGACUGUCUACUCGGAAGAGGAGCUAGGCUUUGCUAAAAAGGACGCUGGUGGCACUCCUCUGUGCCCGUUCGAUUGUCAAUGCUGCUUCUGAACGCGCCUGUUACCUGCGGAGUCCCAUGUCCUGCAACAAUUUCUGGCCGACAAGCAAAUGGGGGGCAGCGGAACCACUUUCAAAGAAGAAACACUACCCUCUGGAUCAUAUGGCUUUAUGCCGUGAUCGGAACGAUAUUGAGCUGUGCAUACGGUAGUAUAGAUUGGAUCUUGUAUUUGCAGUCGAGAUCUGAUGCCUUGUUAGUUGCAUGUCGACGUGGCCGGGACGGGCUGUUCUGUACACCCGAACUGGUCCUAGGGUACGCAUACCGGCUACACUAUACCACAUACCGAAG